Messenger RNA from Dermatophagoides pteronyssinus (European house dust mite), 1686 nucleotides. Its product is annotated as activin receptor type-1-like. Lineage: Eukaryota; Metazoa; Arthropoda; Arachnida; Sarcoptiformes; Pyroglyphidae. Gene Ontology annotation, molecular function: ATP binding; transmembrane receptor protein serine/threonine kinase activity; metal ion binding. The record is from RefSeq and is a predicted model, not a curated record. Gene Ontology annotation, cellular component: plasma membrane; signaling receptor complex. Gene Ontology annotation, biological process: protein phosphorylation; cellular response to growth factor stimulus; cell surface receptor protein serine/threonine kinase signaling pathway.
UGCUCUUGUCAAAUAAUGAUUAGCCUGUUGCUUUGUUUUUAUUUUCGACUUGAUUGAUUUGAUGAUUGAAAUAUGUAUCUAAUUAAAUGUCAUUUUUGUGAAGAUGAUGAUUGUUUUGAUGAACAAAUUGCUUUAAAUCGAGAACAUUUUUGUAUUAGUAAAGUGGGCAAGUGUUUUACAUCGGUCGAUCUUCAUGAUGAAUUUACCAAUUAUAAACGUGGUUGUGUUCAAGAUGAUCUUUCCUGUUUACCACGACCACAAACGGAUGAUAAAAAUCGUCUUCAUCAUAUUAGCAAUGAUAUUGAUGCUUAUAUAAAAUGUUGUUCACAACAAUACUGUAAUGAUGAUAAAUUUGAAAUCGAUAAUGAUAGUUAUAAUGAAUUCGAAACAAAUGAAUCAUUACAUUUUUCAACAUUUAUAAUUAUCAUUAUGACCAUUUUAUCUAUCGGUUUUAUGGCAUUUUUAACAUUUUGUUACAUUCGAACAAGACGACGUAAAAAAUCGAUAUCGAAUGGAAAUGAUGAUCUGGAUUUGAUGGAAAAAAUGCAUCUUAAUAAUGAUAAUCAUCGUCAACAACAAACAUUAAAUUCACAAUAUCGAUCACCUGAAUUGAAAAUAUCAUUACCAGGUGAUAGUACAUUAAGAGCUGUUGAACAAUCAUGUUCAUCUGGAUCUGGUUGGGGUCAAUCAGUUCUCACACAACGUACUGUUGCCAAACAAAUAACAUUAAUUCAAUGUGUUGGUAAAGGUCGAUAUGGUGAAGUAUGGAAAGGUCUUUUCCAUUAUGAAGCUGUUGCUGUUAAAAAAUUUCUAUCACGUGAUGAAGCAUCAUUUAAUCGUGAAAUUGAAAUCUAUACACUUUCAAAUCUAAAUAAACAUGAAAAUAUUCUUGCAUUUAUUUGUGCGGAUGUUACAUCGGAAAAUUCCUGUACACGUUUAUGGCUUGUCACUGCUUAUCAUGAACUUGGUUCAUUAUUUGAUUUUCUUAGCCAAAAUUUUCUUACAUUGACCGAUAUGCUUUCUAUAAUGACAUCGAUUGCAUCUGGUCUUACAUAUUUACAUACGGAAAAUUUUGGUACCCAAAAAAAAGUUGCCAUCGCCCAUCGAGAUAUUAAAUCAAAAAAUAUAUUGAUGAAAACACGAUCGGUUUGUUGUAUUGCUGAUUUUGGUUUAGCUGUUACGAAACAAAAAACCGGUCUAUUAGAUGUUGGUCGUAAUAAUUAUCGUGUUGGUACAAAACGUUAUAUGGCACCCGAAGUAUUGGAUGAUUCAUUUGGUAAAGAUGAUUUUGCUGCCUAUACACGUGCCGAUAUCUAUUCAUUUUCCUUAGUAUUAUGGGAAAUUUUACGCCGUUCUGAUCAACCACCAUUAUCAAAUUAUGAGGUACCAUAUCAAUAUCAAGUACCUUCAGAUCCAAGUUUUGAUGAUAUGCGUAAAAUUGUUUGUGUCGAACAAUUUCGACCAGAAAUUCCAUUGCAUUUAGAAAUGAAUGCUGAGAUGCCAUCAUUACAAUCAAUAUGUAAAAUUAUACGAGAAUCGUGGUUAAAGAAUCCAUCAUCACGAUUGAACGCAUUACGUAUCAAAAAAUCUUUGAUUAAUCUUAUGUCUACAAAAAUGACCAACAACGUUAAUGAUAAUAAUAGUGAAAACAGUAUCAAUCAAUAAGUGAUCGUAACGAACAAAUCU